Folsomia candida is the source of this 5466-nucleotide messenger RNA. It is a transcript of the gene Acf, whose product is annotated as bromodomain adjacent to zinc finger domain protein 1A. Gene Ontology annotation, molecular function: protein binding. Bases 440 to 5089 code for a protein of 1549 amino acids. The transcript is spliced from 25 exons. Gene Ontology annotation, biological process: chromatin remodeling. NCBI's taxonomy places the organism in Eukaryota, Metazoa, Arthropoda, Collembola, Entomobryomorpha, Isotomidae. The record is from RefSeq and is a predicted model, not a curated record.
CCACUAACCACCACCACCACCAGUAUUCGCUCUCUCUCUCUCUUCUCCACAUCACUCACCUGCUCCAAGAAAUAUCGUCGUCCCCCUCGAAAUAUUCCCAGAAAAUUUUUCCUCUGGGGUGUGAUAUCGGACCUGACCCACCCCUUCCUCAAGGUUCCUCGAGGGAUCCUAAGGCUAACAAAGUUGGUGGUUGCCAUCCAAAAGCUUGACGUUGCUUCUGAUAGCCCGCUCCGCUCAAACAAAGUCAAUCUCAUCUCCGAAAUCGGAUAACUGACAUUUUCUCCAGAAAUUUGAUGUCAUUUAAUUAAUCAUUUAGACGAGAGUAGAUCUAGGAUAGGAUAUAUUGUGUCUAGGUGGUUAGUUGUGGUGUGAACUCGGGAUCAAGAUUGAAUGUAUUUAUAUCACUGUAUGGAACACUACCGUUUUUUGCAUAGCCAAAAUGCCGUUAUAUAAGAGACGCCCAUUUGAAGCGAAACCGAUUCCACAGGAUUUGAAGGACGACGAGGAAGUAUAUUAUCUUAAAUUAACCAAUGAAAUAUUUCGGGACUACGAUGAAUAUUACGCUCGUGUCAUCCUCUGCAAUUCCAUGGUGUGGUCAUGUUCCCUCACAGGAAAGGCAAACUUGACGUUCCAAGAAGCAUUGGAUAGUGAAAAAUCAUCCAAGAAGGUCCUUAAGGGGUUUUCCAAACCGUUGAAGAAAGCAAUUCUUUAUUGCUCAACGCUAACAUCCAGAUCCAAACUUCCAGAUGUUGUUGACGAUGUACUGGUCUACGCUAGGGAUCGUUAUUUUAAAGGAGAAGAAGUUUUGUCUGUCAUAGGAAAUCUUUGGUGUCCUUCUCGCGUUGUCAAUGUAAUAGAACCUACUCCCCUGGAAAUUGAGAAUUAUAUGAAAGAACAAAUUGAAAAGGGAGAGGCAGAAAAUAACGACUAUUUAAAGGAUGAUACGUGGGGCCCAUCGCCUGAUUUAUUCCGUUACGAAGUAGUAGAAGUUGAUUCAGAUGAGCUAGCUUCCCCAACAGCAUACGUAUUGGAUUCGAUUGAUGUCAAAAGAGAAAAAGCAGCUCUGACUCGAGACAAGUGCAAAUUUUUGCUUAAACUUGCAAUGGACUUUAACGAACAGAAACGUAAAUUUGUCGUUAAGGAUGGAAUUCUAAGUUCGUACGGACUGAACAAACUAAAAUUUACUGAUAUUUUCGCUGAGAAACCUCCAAUCUUUGAAUCUUCUCUGGCGCCUUUGAAAUCAUCAGCAAUCAAGACUUCUACGACGGCCAAAGGGGCUGAUAAGUCUAAAGGAGGCAAAUCCAGCACAACUACUACUCCCAAGAGUAGUCCAAAAGCAAAAAACAAAACCGAAAAAACCUCCCCACCUGCAGGCGGCAAGAAAUCUUCUGGUAAUACUGAAAAGAAACCAAAAAAAGAGAAAAUGGAGCGCAAAUUGACUCCAGAAGAACUAAAGCAGUUGGAGAUUGAACGGAAGGCACAGGAGAAAGAAAAAAUUAAAGCACAGCGGAAAAUGGUUGCAGAUUUCAAGAAACUUUGGUUUAAGCCCAAGGAAGACUUAGAAGUUGAAGAUCUGAAAGAUUUGCCGACGCCUGACCCGAUUUCAUUCAAGAUUCCAAACGAUUUAUUUGGUGAUUUCAUGAUGGUGAUGGAAUUCAUGAGUUCCUAUUCUGCGUUCCUGAAAGUUAGAGAUUGCUUUCCAAGCGGGUUGACGUUGGACGCAUUAGAACGCGCUUUGAGCAAAAGUGAAAUUGCUGGACCAUUCAGCGACAUUUUGCAACUUUUACUACGUUCUGUAUUCCGCCUUCAAGAAGGCGAACAAAUGGAAUUUGCAAAAGAAGACAGUGGAAAAGUCGGCCUUCAUGUUAAGGAUGGUCUCAGCAUCGGAGAAGCAAUCCAACAGGCAACGUGUGCUGCAUCCUGGUCCCACAUGUAUCAAAAUACCCCACUGCAUAAACUGGGAGUGGACCACUCCUCGAUUACAGAGGUCCUCCGCCUUCAUUUGCUGUCUUCUGGUGCAAAACAGUCUCAGCAGAGCAGAGGAAGUUGUGUUGAAAAUGACGACCCUGGUCUUUAUAUUACAACAUAUGAACCUCAAAUUCUAAAAUGCUUGACCACUGGGACUGUUUUUGACUUAUCCCUAUCUGACAAGUUGAAGGUUAUUCAGUGUCUCAUUCAUCAAAUCUUAUCAUAUUCGGCUGUGAAGGACAUUAUGGAUGAAAGUUUUGAGCUGUUUCGACAAGCACGAGUGAACUAUAGGACACUGGUCGCGGCUGAGAGACGAAAGGAAGCGGAGGAUCAUUUGUGGAGACAACGAUUAAAAUUGGAUCGAAUAAUUCCUGAUAUCAAUGCACUAAAAGUAAUCGUUGGAGCUGAAGAAAGCGGGGACGAAGAGGGUACAGGAAAAUCAUCUUCAAAGAAAGAAAAGGCAAAAGCAUUACCACCUCCGCCGUCCGACAAACCUCAACUAACUGAUGAGCAAAUUGAAUCAGCAUUGACUAAAAAGGACAAAGAGAUUGCCAAAAGGAAGCAAGAAUUUGCCUGGCAAGAGGCCGAAUUAUUGGACCAAAUAAACAAACAUGAGCGAAAACUAGGAGCUCAUCCCCUAGGAAGAGAUAGAGCAUACCGACGAUACUGGUUAUUCCCCACAAUUGCUGGUUUAUUUGUUGAAGACGACGAUGCGUUUAUUGGCACAUGUUUACCCUAUCCGACACCUUACAUUGGGGAAGUUAACUUGAAUGACAUUACAUUUAUUCAAGAGAAUUUUGAUAAGCUAAAACAAGUCGACAAAGAAGGAAGUGACAAAGAAAAUUCUUCUCUAGCUUCUCCAAAGAAAUUGUCAAAGAAAAAGGCUGCUUCAAAUAUUACCCCUGUCAAAAAAGAAGCCAUUCGUCCGUCUAUUUUUGGAAUCUGUACCGGUGAAAAGGACUCGUGUCCUGUGCAUUCUCAUCAAUUGUCGAGACCAAAAUGGUCCUUCUUUUGGGAUCCAGAACAAUUAGAUGCUCUUAUUGCUGGACUCUCGCCGAGAGGAAAACGAGAAAAGGAAUUACGGCAAUGUCUGGAAGAUGCGAAAGAUAAUAUAAAAGGGCUUAUUAAGAAAUGUCCGGUCGUUAAGCUGAACAAGGAUAAAAAGUAUCCUGAAAAUAUAUCUGCCGCUCCUGAUCGUCGACCACAGCGUGGAGGAACAAGUUCCAAGAACCAGUCUGAUCCUAACCUUGGGUUUCCUGCUGGAACAUCUGUAACCAAAAUAAUGGACUUGCAUUUGAGAGAUUUGAUUUUGGAGUUUGAAGAAAAGAUUUUUUUGGGUGGUCUUGGAUCUUUGAAGGUAACUGAUCGAAAUGAUUGGAGAACUGCAAUUGAAGGGUCUAGUUAUCAAGCAGGAACAGAAAUAUUGCAUUGGGGUGGAAAUCACUCCUUGCAGAUGGAUGACGAAUCUGUUGAUGGACAAGAUUCUCCAGCAGAACAAAAUGCUGAAACUUCUGAAAAAAUUGUUAAAAGAUUGGGCUGUGCCAUCCUUCAAAUUCAACAAGCGGUAGAACAAAAGUUCAUGAAACGUCCCUUAGUAGAGAGAGAUGAUGAGAAGAAAAAGAAAAAAUCUCCAGUAGAAUCUGAUUCAACAUGGAAAACCUUACUAAACAUUGUAAAUACUCCGGUGGACAGAUGGCAGAUUGCUUUAAUGAAGUGCACAAGCUUCUCACAAUUAUUUGUCCAUUUCUACACACUGGAAUCGAGUGUUGAAUGGUCCCGAUCAGUAUUAAAUGCACGAUGUCGAGUUUGUCGAAGAAAAGGUGACCAUGAAAAAAUGUUACUAUGUGAUACAUGUAACAAGGGUCAUCAUAUUUAUUGUUUAAAACCACCGAUGGAGACUCUACCCAAGGGAGACUGGUUCUGUGUUGAUUGCAGACCAGAUGAACCUUUGCCAACUCCCAGCAAGAAGCGACCAUUGACAGAAGAAGAUAUUAUUGACGAGUUGGAUAGUGGCGAUGAUGAGGAUGACGAUGAAGUUGUACAGCGGGGAUCAAAGAAAAGAGGUUUAGAGGAGGUCAAUGAAGAUCCAGAAGCUUGCAAUGUGUGUGGAUAUGGCGGAGAAGUUAUCUGCUGCGAUAGUUGCCCAUUAGUUUACCAUCUUCUUUGUCUUAAUCCUCCCAAGACUAGGGUACCACGUGGAACGUGGUAUUGCCCAGAAUGUACAAAUCCCAAAGCCAGGGCCAAGAACUCUCGAAAUUCUCGUGCUGCUAAGAGAAAACGGCCAGUCUCGGUUAAACGUAGGUUAAAGUACCAAGAAAGUGACGAGAGUGAAUCUGAAGAGGACAUGGACGAGUCGGAAGACCAGAAUCGUGCAAGUGAUGAGGAGGAGGCAGUUGUGAAAGUAAAAUUUGGACGUAACCAUCACCAGAAAAAGAAAAGCCCCGAUGGACCUGCACCAAAAGCUAGAAGAAUUCUGGAAAGUAGCGAGGAAGAAGAAGAAGAAGAGGAGGAGGAGGAAGCUACUAGUGAUCAAGAAGAACUGGGCCGUCCAGGAAAACGUCGAAGUGCGUCUGCUGCUGCUGCUAAGAUAUCUCAAGAAGCGAAACGAAUGCGUUGGGAUUCUAAGGAGAAUAAUGAAACAAGUGAGAGUUCUAGCGCUGAUUCGAAUUAUAAUGCUCGCAAAAGGUCUGUUGAUGAUGAUGAUGCCGAAGAGAUGGCAGACUGCCCAAAGCGAACUAGACUUCAACGAAUGAAUACCAACAACAGGGUAGAAAGUGGGGAGUUGGAUAAUGUUCUCCUGGAUAAGCUGAUUUCUGAGCUAAUCUCGCACAGGGACGCUUGGCCGUUUUUGAAGCCGGUGACAAAGAUGCAAGCACCAGAUUAUCAAGAAAUAGUUAAAUACCCGAUGGACUUGGGAACAAUUAAGUACAAGCUGAAUUCAAUGGUAUAUACUUGUAACGAAGAGUUAGUUUCAGAUCUUUUACUAGUGUUUACAAAUUGUUUCCUCUAUAAUGAUUCAAGCAACCAUGUCCAUCAGGUUGGCUUACGAUUGAAGGAGUACUGUGAAAAUCGGUGCAGCAAACUUGGAAUCAACUUUUCUGACCCCGUACCUUCUUCUUAAAAACCAACUACAAACGACAUGGAAUUCCGCUAUUAGCUCUUAUUAAUUUACAAUGAACUGUUAAUCUACAUAUACCAUAGAAUUAACUAUUUUAAUUUUGCAUAUGUAUACAGAGGUACAGUAUUUAUUCGCCUGAAUGGAAUAUAUAUAUUCUUCAGUUUUAUUCACGUAUAAAUUUUUUUGUCCUUUUAUAAGAUGAUCAAUCUCGAAUCUUAACGCAACAAAUAUUCAUGCAACUCGACAAAACAAAUAAUUACUAAAUGAUUCAAGUAGUACUCAUUGGUUCUGCAACGCCCUUAUCCUGGUUUUAAAUCAAAUACUGUAUCACGAUCUUACUUGACUGUUGACAAAAUAAAGGAUACAGCCAACCAAAUUGA